AUGGUGGAAGCAAGCUCGCACAAUGACCAAAGCCCAAGAAAUAUAGAAGAGGUACUCAUGAACUUCCCUUACCAGAACAAGAUCAAACUCCUCGGUCGCAUCAGUCUUCCGUAUAAAGAGCCGUCUCCGUUGAGUCCUGCGCCCAGAACUCGUGGCGCCAUUCUAGCUAUAGAGGGAGACGAUGUUGCUGCCGUCAAAGAACUCUCUCAGUGGUUGAAUGAUCGCCUUGCAAAAGAUACCGAGUCACAAUAUCGCCCUCGCCUCGUCGAACCACCACAGACACCCAUUGAGCAGGAUUCUUCUUUUGAGGAAUAUCUAGAUCUGAUCAAAGCGUGGCAUGGCAAGAGCAAAGAGAUGAUUCAGUACAUUACUACGCCUGUGGACUCGCCUCCGUCGUCGCAAGACACCGUCAUGGCCGACAAAGACUCAGAUAAGGACACUGAAAAGGAGCUUUCUGAUAUAGAUCGCAAAGACUCUGCCACAUCUUCUGACUCGCCUGCGUUAGCUGCCGCCUCCACUUCACCCUCUUUGGAUGCUGCUUCGGUCGCAAAGCCAAUCGUCAUCCUUCCAACCUUCCAACUCGCCGCAUCAGUCACUUAUGCCUCUCGGAUUCCCAUCCAAGACGCCUACAGUUGCACAGACCAUUGGCAGUGGAUGGCGACUUUGUGGCGCGGCACGGUCGGUCCUGACCUCACCAUCUACGUUAAGAUGUACGAAAAGGAUGCUGGAGUGAGCAAACCCGAGAUGGACGACGCAAAUAGGUGCUUGACGAUCGGAAAGGAGAAGGAUGGUAGAUUCAGCGAUGCGGACUUGAGGAGAGUCGGCUUUGAGGUCAGCGAGUUCAUCAACGGUAUGGCUAGCAAAAGUAUGUGA
Parastagonospora nodorum SN15 is the source of this 873-nucleotide messenger RNA. RefSeq lists its product as hypothetical. Lineage: Eukaryota; Fungi; Ascomycota; Dothideomycetes; Pleosporales; Phaeosphaeriaceae. Bases 1 to 873 code for a protein of 290 amino acids. The transcript has a single exon. The record is from RefSeq and is a predicted model, not a curated record.